Molecule: messenger RNA, 10946 nt
Organism: Pseudophryne corroboree (corroboree frog)
Lineage: Eukaryota; Metazoa; Chordata; Amphibia; Anura; Myobatrachidae
Gene: CTDSP1
Product: CTD small phosphatase 1
Exons: 7
Coding region: 262-1041 (259 amino acids)
Molecular function (GO): RNA polymerase II CTD heptapeptide repeat phosphatase activity
Source: RefSeq, a predicted model, not a curated record
CCUUGAAACCGCCGCUGGGUUCCAUGUUUGUACCCGAGCUGUGAGCAGAGAACUCCAUGUUGUAACAAAGUUUCCAGCAAUCUCCCCUUUUUAUUUUUUUUUAUUUUAUUUUUCUCCCUCCCCCGUUCUCUGUCUGUCCCCCCCAUGCCCCCCGCCCUGUCCCCUUUCCGCCCUGUAUUCUUCAUCUCUACAUCCAACCCCAAGCCCAGAGGGAGAAAGAAGUCACAGAACUCCUGGAGGAUCUAGGUCCGGAGAGGUGUGAUGGACAAUCCGUCCAUAUUCACCCAGGUCAGCCGAGAAGAUGUGAACUCCCCCCUGCAAGAGAAAGGUGCUCACAACUCAACCUCGUCCAAGAAACCUCGGAACCGAAGCAUCUUCCAAACCCUCUUCUGCUGUCUGUGUCAAGAGGAUGAGGAGCCACUUCCUGUCAAUAACAAUGCCCCCCUUCUGGUGGAGGAGAAUGGAUCAGUUGCCAAGGCAACUAAGUAUCUUCUGUCGGAGGUGAAGCCCCAUGAUGCUGGGAAGAUAUGCGUUGUCAUUGACCUAGAUGAAACUUUGGUUCAUAGUUCGUUUAAGCCAGUCAACAAUGCUGACUUUAUCAUUCCUGUUGAGAUUGAUGGAACGGUUCAUCAGGUAUAUGUGUUAAAGAGACCUCAUGUAGAUGAGUUCCUGAAGCGGAUGGGAGAGAUGUUUGAGUGUGUUCUUUUCACUGCAAGUCUGGCUAAGUAUGCUGACCCAGUUGCGGAUCUGCUGGAUAAGUGGGGAGCAUUUCGGGCCCGCCUUUUCAGGGAGUCUUGUGCCUUCCAUAGGGGAAACUAUGUCAAGGACCUGAGCAGGCUGGGGAGGGACCUGAAUAAACUUAUUAUUAUUGACAAUUCCCCAGCCUCCUAUAUCUUCCAUCCAGAUAAUGCGGUCCCAGUAGUAUCCUGGUUUGACGACAUGACCGAUACAGAACUACUAGACCUUCUGCCCUUCUUCGAGAAACUCAGCAGAGUGGAUGACGUGUACAGCGUUCUAAAGCAGCGCAGGACUGCUAGCUAGUGACUUGGAGGGGAAUGGGCUUCUGCGUGUAUGUGCGCUGCAGCUCACACUUGCGCUGGUCUGCAGAAGGACCGGAGAAUGGCUCCUGCCUCUGCAACUGCUGACAAGAGUAUAAUGGCUCUUGUUUAUCCAGCGUUCUUGCACCCUACACCUGCGGUGUUAAUAGGGUUUGUGGGUUGUAUCUUGCCGAUUACAUACCAAAAUCAUAAGUAUUUUUAACAAAUUUUUGAAUAUUUAAGUCUGCAUUAGCAUCAGUGAGGGAGAGAGAAUUCCUAACUACUUUAUAUACACCUUAAACCCACAAACUAAUGAGGAAUGGUUCUUUUAACUUUCUGAAGACAAGGAAUGCGCAACACUUUCCAAGUUUCCUCUGAAAUUUCAUGACCUUUUAUUUCUACAGAGUUUUGUUAGCAAUAAAACCUCUUAAUUUAAAGAAUGCUUUAAACUUGAAGCAGCUCCUGCUGUUGGUCUACAGAGGCCAUUUUUAAGGAAACAGGAAGGACUGGAAAAGGAUCCUUUAAGUUCCACCAAGGACCUAAAAGAUUUGGAAUUGUCUAAGUUUUGGUAAGAAAGUUUAAUAGUGAAAUAAUUUCAUGGUGAUUGUAGGGUGGCUUAAUUGCCAAUACUGAAAAAAAGCAACAGUCCGCCAGCCUCCUAGUAUUUAGAUAAUUCUUUGAUGGAUUGUAAUGCAAAAGGAGUAAUAGGGCCAGGAAAGUGUGUAGAGGUGUAGGUUAAGUGCAGCAUAUUACACACUGGGAUAUCUCCCUAUGUGCUGGUCACAGUUGGGAUUGCACUAGUACCUGCUGGGUGUGGAACGCUAGUAUUUGUUGAAAGAGGGAAGCGUACAGUUGGAAAUGUGCAUUUUUGGAAAGUUAGAUGUUUUGUUUUAUUCCUCCACCCCAAGGCAAAAAACAAAGCCCUCCAGUAGUGUUAUAACCUGAAUAUCACACUAUAAACCAUUAGGGACUUGUUAAUAGCAAACACUGCUCGCCAGAUACUCAGCUCAAUGAUCUGGAUCAUUUAUGGAUUUUGUGCACACGAUCAUGCUAAUCGCCAAGAACUGUAUAGAAGAACCAUACGGACGUUACAUAUCGCUCUUUGGUAUGUUUCUAUCUAAGCUGUAAAACGUGGGCAUUUUAGGGACCAGAAAAAAACACAUUGGAAAUGCUCUAUUAGAAGAGUUUAAAUCCUUUCUAUUAUGACUUGAAGGUGUCGAAAAUCAUUAUAGAGCUGCAGAAAUCUGGGUGAGCAAAUCUGUUGCCGCACAGUAUUGGGUGUGGGGAGCAGGGCAUGUUCCAGGUAAAUAGGAAUCUACAUUCUUGAUGUUUAUGGAAAAAUAUCCUUGAAAUGCAAUAUUUAUCUGACUGCUUGGCAAAAAAAAAAAAAAAAGAACAAUGGGCGGCUCUAGGCUCAAAGUUCUCUCUGCGAGAGGACUUCCUAGAUACGUAAAGUGCCUUUUUGUAUUGAUUAUUUCUGAAUGCCGCAGACGUUAUACACUGAUGGUGCCAAAUUAUCAGGGUUCCAGAGGAUUUAAAGGGCACCUGUCUCCUGUACAUUAUUCAGGCGCUCAUUAUGUGGGACGAAUCCUUAUACUAGAGACUAGUGAGUGUACUGAGGUAGGAGACACAAACUGCCUUGUGCCUCAGUGAUGUCCUGAGCUCCUAUAGAGUUCACUAUGGCUGCCUCCACUGUCUGUAUAGGAGACAGGUACACUUUAGCUGAUGCUAUACUUGUGCCUUCUUCAUCUCUAUUUGCCUUACAUCUUUAUCUGCAAAAGUGCCUUUCCUGAUGUUGUGUACCUUUCUUUUCUUGAUAGGAAUAUUUUGUAAACUCCUGUUGUAAAGGGUUCUGCAGUAUAUAGGAGAGAUGAUCCCCUCAGAGUAGUAUUUUACAUUUGCUAUGCUGUUGUAUUUGCCCCUUUAUCAUUGAGAGCUACACAUGACUUUGACCAGAAUGAAGUUAUUGCCAUGAACCAGGCAAAGUGGUCUCAACAUAACGUUUGUAUUUCCACCUGUCUCAUUGAAUGAGUGAUAUGACAUUGUGAUGUAAAUGACUGUUGCAUCGAGUCUGUAAGGAUGUUGCAUUAGUAUAUAUGGAGUUCCCACCGGUGGGCAGUCAAGAGCAAACUAAAAACUUGCUUUUUUCAGCUAGUUUAUCACUAUGAAUAUGUAUAUCUGUAUAUAUGAUUUUAGACAUUAUAGUAACAGUGAUAGGAAUUUUGGCAUUUCUUUAUGAUUUGUAGACAAUUGAUGCUUUACUCUAAGUGGGAAAUGUGGAUUUGGCCAAUCUUUCUCAUUUAAGGUUUUUUUUGCUUUAGAUAUAAAUUUGCCCUAUCUCCUCCAUGUUCCCAUCCAUAGUGCUUUGGUUGGAAUCCCUCACUUGGAACCCCCACAGUUAUCUGUAUUUAGCGGAUCUCGCAAAGCCAGAAACUUUGAUGAUUACCUUUGCGCUACUUGUCAGCUCCUGUAACUGCCACUUAAAGCCAAGUAAUCAUUUGAGGGGUCUAUGUACAGCUGCAGGUGUCCUUGCCCCAUUCACAGCCACGAUAGUUAUGACCUUCCACUUUAUCACUUCUCCAAGCUUAAUACAUCUGCCCCUUUGUUCCCUACGGCCAGCAUGAGAGAGGAGAGGGGAGAGCGGAUUCCAUGGACAGCUACUAAAGGUCACUUUUCAAACACAGGGGUAGAUAUAUUAAAAUGCUGAUAAGGAUCUUUAUAUGCAGGGUCCCGCUUCACCACAUUAUCGUGGUGAAGCAGGACCUCUUUUCCAGUGCAUUUAUUAAGGCUGCUUUGUUCGUUAUGGGAACGCGGUAUCUCACCCCUCUGGUGAUACGCGUCUUCCCAUAACGGCUGUCAUUCUCAGCUGCUACAUCCGCGCCUGCGCCGUCCCGUAACUCCUAGCCUUCCUUUCGGGAGUUAUGAGGGCGCAUGCGCAUUUUGAACGCGUGUAUUAAAACAAUAAAGUUUAUUGAGAGAAAAUCAACAACAACAAAAAAAAAGAGUAGCUGUUUGGAGACUGGCAUUGCCGGAUCUUAGAGGCGAAGAGGAACAGGGUAGGAAAGACUAACGUUCGGGCACACCGAACGUUCAUAAGUGAGCAAGCUUAUCGGUGCUCUGUCUAGAGGCACCGAUAAGGCAGCGGACACAUACCGCCCCUGCUUACAAUAGCGAUUCGAUGGGAUAAUGCAUCAGGGGAUGUGCUAUCUGCGGCACAUAACGUGUGCAGAUAGCGCAUUACCCCUUAAAGUAGGAUAGUAAAUCUACCCCACAGUCUGUAACAUGGCAGUUAGGAGCUGGUUGGCUGGCACUUUAUCUCCAUCCACUCUCAUAUCACUCUCCAAGUCUUAGUACAUAGACCCUGCAGACCCCUAAUUCUGGUGUCCGUAGCUCCCAAGUGGAGGAAUUCUGCCAGCAAUAUACAUAGAUCCAUAAUAAUGUUAAGUCAUUGAAACAGUUAUAGAAUAGUUUGUUAAAUGAUUCAAAGCUUGCAAAAAAAUUAUGUACUGUAUAUGUAUAUUUGCUAAAAACACUUUAUUGUGCCCCAGACUGACUCCAGUAUUAGAUCUUCCAUAGUGACACAGGCACUAUAGAAAGGGUAUUUUUAAUAAAGGAAUAAAAAGAGUGCUUGCCUUCAGCUUACCUGAAUGGGGGGUCACCUUUACUCUUCCUAGUAACGUAGCCACUAUUUCUUUUUCAUCCACUAGGGGUCACUGGAGUACUCUUGGGAUAUGGACGGCUUCCGCAGGAAACAGGGCACUGAAUAUUUAAAUUUAGAACUCUCCACCCCUCCAUAUCCCCGAGUACCUCAGUGUUUUUUCUGUGCUCAUGCACUAACAGAGGCUUGUGUGGAGCUCCCACACUUAUCUUUGAAUAUUUUUGAUUUUGAUUUUAAUUUUUCAUUUUUACCUUUUUAUUACUAUUUCAAGCACAUCCCUUCCCAGUUUCUCCUAAAAACAUGGGUCCGGGAUAGUGCCGCUGCACAGAAGCAGCGCAUGGCGUGUCGGUCCUCACAAAGAGCACCCUCACAGCCACACGCAGCUCACUGAUUGCUGCUACAGCUGGACGGAGCUUACAGAAAGAAGCCCCGUCACAGCCAUGAACAAGAGCUGGACGGAGCUUACAGGAGAAGCCCCGUCACAGCCAUGAACAAGAGCUGGACGGAGCUUACAGGAGAAGCCCCGUCACAGCCAUGAACAAGAGCUGGACUGAGCUUACAGGAGAAGCCCCGUCACAGCCAUGAACAAGAGCUGGACGGAGCUUACAGGAGAAGCCCCGUCACAGCCAUGACCUGAUGCACGGACAGAAGCAGCCCUCCCUACAGGAGACAAGGUAUGCUGGGGGGGGACGGGGCGGUCAGCGCACCCUGCCGCCCCCUUGUGUGGGGUCCGUGUUUAACCGCCGCCCGCACCCGCCGCUAAUACACAGCCGCUCUGUCCGGCCGCCCAGCCGCUCCGUCCGCCCGCCCCAGCCGCUCCGUCCGCCCGCCCCAGCCGCUCCGUCCACCCGCCACAGCCGCUCCGUCCGCGCUGUAUCCAGCGCUAAGAGGGGGACAACCGCCGCAGCUGAGGAUGCUCAGCGCUCACACUAGCGCCGCUGGAAGCCGCUAGCUCCAGCCAGCCGAACUCCGUUCGCUCAGCGGCUCUCCUCACAAGCGUCCCCCGCCUCCCUGCAAUGAAGGUCAGCUUCCCGGCACCCGCUCCCCGCUAAACUACACGGAGCACAGGGGGAGGGGGGGGGGGGGGACAAGGUCUGAUCACAGACAGCGUGCUGCAGGGGAGAGAAACUUAUAAGGCUGCAUGAUAAGAUUUCAUAUUCAGGCACCAUAGGUAUAUUAAUAGACUAUUGAGCCUAUAUUAUACACAGGAGUAUUGUACCCUAACCUGUGAUUAUCAGUGUAAGCAUGGCAUGGGGGCCAUUUUAACCAUGCUUCCUGUUUUCUUCCUGUUUGUAAUUCCAGAACGUUCCUGUCCUACAUCUCUAACUCCACCGGAGGCGCAGGGGUGUUAGUGGGAAUUUUAAUUCAGGCUUCACAUAGGCUGGCCAUGUGAACUGCAAUUCGGCCAUAUAUAUAUAUAUAUAUUACACAACUUAAGUAAUAAUUUUACUGAGUCGUGGAAGUGUCUGUCUUUGUCUAUUGUGUUGUCUGUCUGCAUAAUGAGUACGGCACCAGCAAAGACUAAAAAGAAGUUUUACUGCAAUGUCUGUACAUAAAUUUACCACAUGUUCAGUAUGUUUUGUAGGGGCCGCCGCUCGACAGAAGCGGCAAGAUCGGAGGCUCGGGUGACAACGCCAGCUCUAACGGAGGAGUUUCAGCCUUUGCAAAGGUCCAACUUCACUUUUGGUAACAGGGUGUUAAUUUAAUUGGUCUUAUAAUUUAACCAUUUCUGCUAUGUUGCAGUCUGACAAUUCUAUGCCAAUCCUCACGGCGCUAAAUAAGGGUGAGGAGGGCACAUUAGACCAGCAGUCAGAUAGUGCGGUUUUUGACAACCAGACAUUGAUAAUGACCAGGGCGUCAGUCUCUGAAGUUUACAGAGACUAAGGAGCCUCUAACAUAUAAUCAGUCGUAUUUACUAAACGACAGAGAUCUCCAAUGGGCUUCUUAUUUAGGAUAUCUUACUAAGAUGUUAGUAGAACGCGAAUAACCCGUUCUAUACCUCACAGAUUUAAGUUUAUUUGCCCGUUUCCACACAGUGACAUCUACAUUGGAGAAUCCGCCAUUGGUGAAUUCGUCUGUGUCAAACCUUAUAAAGAACCAAGAUACAUUUGGGUCACUAAGGCGCUCUAUGUAUGGUAACAAUGACGAUCACGUUAUACUUAUCGUUAAUCAAAUCUGAGAAGCUGCUGAGUAUCUAUGUACAGCUUCUGCUGCCGGCUGUUAGCUCGCUUCUCGCCUUUCAUCGUCGCUAGUUACAGCACGACAAGGACUCUGGCUGCAUUCUUGGCAAGCGGAGUCAGAGGUCAAAAGAAUACGGUGGCCAGAAGUUGUUUGGUCCUAAAUUUGACAAAUGCAUUUCUCAGGCCAAGGCGGUGGGGGGGAAGUCUAGUUUCCUGCCAUUGCCUCCUCCGGUACCAAGACGGAAAUACUCUGGUCCGGCGUUUAAAUUCUUUAGACUUCAGUCUUUUCAAGGCUGUGGUACAGAAAUUGUAACGCCAGGGCGCUAAAGUCACCAAUAAGCCAGUGGCUUGACGGGCUCCCAGGUCAUCUCGGAUUUCCAAUUGUGGGAGCGCGCCUUUAGACGUUACAUUAGCCGGGAUUCCAGACAUCCACUGAUGGAUGUAUCCGCAAUUUAGGGUUAAAAGAAAGCUGUCUCCCGCCACUGCGCUUUUUCAAGACAGGACUGCCUCUGUCGGAUGACAAGAAGGCGUUUUGGCAGAUUGCCAUUCAGUCUCUGCUGGAUUCAGCAGUUUUUAAUUCUAGGCCUACACCAACAAGGUCAGGAUUAUUAUUCCCGUCUGUUUGUGGUACCGAAGCCGGAGGGCUCCGUCACAGUCUCAAUCAGUAAGUCACUUACUACAGAUUGAAGAUGGAAUUUCUGCGGUCAGUAUUUGCAGAUUUGGAGUCACAAAAUUGCAUGAUUGCACUUGAUUUCCAGGAUGCGUACUUACACAUUCCGAUUUGGUCACCUCAUCAGAGGUUCUUGCGUUUUGCAAUACGCCACACCAUUAACAGUGUCAGGCUCUACCGUUUGGCCUCUCGUCAGCGCCACGGAUAUUCACCAAGUGAUGUUUGUGAUGAUAGCUCAUCUCAGAUCCCUGGCAGUGACAAUCGUUCCGUACUUAGACGAUCUGCUCAUAAGAGCUCCGUCUCAACAGAUGCUCCUCCAACUUGCGCUGCUAACGUACACCACGGUUGCAGUGUCAACUUCAAGAAAUCGCAUCUCAUUCCGUCUUAACGACUUCAAUUCCUAGGUAUGAUUCGAGAUACGGUAAAUCAUAGAAUUUACCUACUACACCAGAAAGUACAGAUUAUUCGCCAUCUGGUACAAUUAGUGUUCAAGCCACGCACACUCUCGGUACAUUUGUGUAUUCGCCUAUUAGGAACAAUGGUGGUGGCUUUCGAAGCGCUUCAGUUCGGAGGUUUGCACUCGCGUCCAUUUCCACAGCAUGUGCUCGCACAGUGGUUGCCCUCGCAUCGGCAGAUUCCCCACAGGGUGAGGUUGUCCCCAAGGGCGAGGGUGUCUCUACUCGGGGUAAGAGUCUCAGAAGUUGGGGAGCUGUAGUUUAAAAUUGUCAGCGACAGGGUCUCUAGGCGGAUCACGACAGAUUGCUGUCUUUAAAUGUCCUGAAACUCCGCGCAAUUUACAAAGCACUACAUGCUUCGCUCUCAGACUGGCCAAGUGCAGUCAGACAACGCGACGGCAGUCGCAUACAUCAACAACCAGGGAGGAACGAGCAGCUGCAUGGCAAUGCGGGAAGUAGCUCGAAUCCUCAAUUGGCCAGAAUACCACCAGGUGAUAUUGUCGGCAGGGUUCAUUCCGGGAGUGGACAACUGCGAGGCGGAUUAUCUCAGCAGUCUGAAUUUUCAUCCAAGGACUGGGCAUUAAAGCCAGAGGUGUUUCACAUGUUGGUCCACAGGUGGGGUUACCCUCAGGUGGAUCUGAUGGCACCUCGCCACAAUUACCAAACGCCCCAGUAUGUGUCCAGAACCAGAGAUCCAAAGGCAGUGGCGGUGGAUGCUCUCACAAUCGCGUGGCCGUACAGCCUCGUGUAUCUGUUUCCACCGUUUCCACUACUCUCUCGGUUGCUAAAACGGAUCAAAAGAGAGUCCGUCCAGUCAUACUAGUGGUGCCUCAUUGGUCUCGGAGAGCUUGGUUCUCGGAUCUCCGCGGACUACUCACAUAAGAUCCUUGGUCGCUCCUACUACGUCCAGACCUGUUACAACAGGGUCCAUUCUUUUACCCCGGUUUAGCGCGGCUGCGUUUGACGGGGUGGCUGUUGGGACCGCCCUCUUAAGAAGAGAGGGCAUUCCAGUAUCGGUUAUAACAACCAUGUUACGUGCUAGGAAGCCGGUUACGGCAGCUCAUUAUUACAGAAUUUGGCGUGCCUAUAUAGGUUGGUGUGAAGCUCGGAAGUUUCCGACAUCAUCUUUCAAGUUAUCCCGUCUUUUGUUAUUUCUACAGACGGGGUUAGAUGGAGGACUGCGUUUAUCUACACUAAAGGAGCAGGUAUCUGCGUUGUCAAUUUAUUUUCAAAGACGAUUGGCUCUAUUGCCGUCGGUACACUUUUCUACAAGGUGUCCUCAGAGUACAGCCUCCAUUCAUUCCACCUACAGCGCCAGGGGACUUGAAUCUGGUUUUAGAUUUCUUACAGUCUUCAUAUUUUGAACUUUACAGCAAGUGGAUAUAAAGUUUCUCACUUGGAAAACAAUUUUUCUUCUAGCCUUAGCUUCGGCAAGGCGUGUUUCACAUUUAGGUGCCUUGUCAUGUAAGCCACUGUAUUUGGUGUUUCAUGAUGACAGAGCGGAACUUCGGACGAAUCCCGCUUUCUUACCAAAGGUAGUGUAAUUUUUUUACAUCAUUCAACCAAUAGUAGUUCCUGUGUUAACAACACAUUCAGGAACUCUGAAUGUGGUACGCGCAUUACGCGUUUAUGUAUCCCGAAUGUCUACAGUUCGUAAUACGGAUACGUUGGUUGUUCUCUAUGAUGCUGCCAAGAUGGGUUGGCCAGCGUCUAAGCAGACCUUAUCCAGAUGGAUAACACUGACUAUACGUCAGGCGUACCUUAAUGCUAGGUUACAGCCGCCUACAUCAGUAAUAGCUCAUCCCACAGGUUCUGUGGAAACUUCAUGGGCAGCUGGUCGUGGAGCUUCUAUGACGCAGCUUUGCCGUGCGGCUACAUGGUCUUCAGUGCACACGUUUGUGCGCUUUUACAAGUUUGAUACGUUUUGCGGCAUCAGCAUCUAGCUUUGGCCGUCUAGUGUUACAGGUGUCAAACAGCUCUCCCGCCCACGUGGGAAGCUUUGGUACGUCCCAAGAGUACUCCAGUGACCCCUAGUGGAUGAAAAAGAAAAUAGGAUUUUGGUACUUACCAGGUAAAUCCUUUUCUUUGAAUCCAUAGGGGGCACUGGACGCCCACCCAGAGCAGUUUUACCUGGUUUGUAUUAAGCUCAGGGGAUCUUAUGGUAACACAUUUUCACCGAAUGGUUCAAAUUAUAAGGUUCUAUCGGUUAUGGUGUCAACUGUUUAGUUGUCAGUAACGUUAUGUGUCAACUUUGUUGUUGUCCGUUAUGUUAUAUGUAAUUCUCCAUUGUCAACCUCUCUAUAGUUCCUGUUCGGCUCAGUAAAAAACACUGAGGUACUCGGGGAUAUGGAGGGGUGGAGAGUUCUAAAUUUAAAUAUUCAGUGCCCUGUUUCCUGCGGAAGCCGUCCAUAUCCCAAGAGUACUCCAGUGCCCCCUAUGGAUUCAAAGAAAAGGAUUUACCUGGUAAGUACCAAAAUCCUAUUAUCCCAUCCCCCCCCCCCUCCAUGUCCUACAAAGAUGAGCCUCUAGGUUAUCCUGCCCAUGUCCACUUCUUACCUUGUGUCUAGGAGGGACAGAGUGGCAUAUUCUCUUGGCAUUCGCCGCUCCACUCCAAACACAUUACCAACAUGGAGGAACAGCAGUCAGCAGCUUUGCAAGCAAGAGACUGGUGGCAGCUGCUCCACAAUGUCACUAGCGGCCCAUAGUGAGGGGACGCUGCAAUGAAAAUAAAUACACUGAUGGAACAAUGUUAUGUAACUCAUUCAGUGUUUUUGGUGCCCCCGUAAACACUGGCACCCUGGCCUAGGUCUGUCUGGUGGUGGAAGCCCUGGCCAUAACUGCAAAGGUGUCCGGGUCUGAACUAACUGUCCUCUAAUAUAGGUUCCUACCUUUACUGUAUGAGCAGUCUGGUGAUUUUGUUUCUAUUCAUAAACACUAUUCUACUGA